Messenger RNA from Ananas comosus (pineapple), 1345 nucleotides. RefSeq names its product universal stress protein PHOS34-like. The transcript is spliced from 3 exons. The record is from RefSeq and is a predicted model, not a curated record. Bases 166 to 939 code for a protein of 257 amino acids. NCBI's taxonomy places the organism in Eukaryota, Viridiplantae, Streptophyta, Magnoliopsida, Poales, Bromeliaceae.
AUCAUUUUAUACGCCCCUUUCUCUGUGUAACGGCCGAAACCAUGCUACUCCUCGUCUCCUCACAGUAGCACUGAGAAAAUAAGUAAAAAAAAAAAUAGAAGAAGACAUUAACCAGGAAUUCGCUCCAAAAAAGGGGGGAAAAAACCCUAGAAACCCUAGACCGCCAUGGAAGCUCACAUGAAGCCCGAACUUCAAGAUCCGGCGCCUCCUCCGGUGAAGGCGCCGCCUCCGGCGGCGGCGGCGGCGAUCCAGACCUCGUCGCCGCGCUUCUUCUUCUCCUCGGCGGCGGCGGCGAACCCCUCCGCCGCGUCCCACCGCCGCAUCGCCAUCGCCGUCGACCUCAGCGACGAGAGCGCCUACGCCGUGAAGUGGGCGGUGCAAAACUACCUCCGCCCCGGCGACGCCGUGAUCCUCCUCCACGUCCGCCCCACCUCCGUCCUCUACGGCGCCGAUUGGGGCUCCAUCGACCACUCCGUCUCCGCCGCGGCCGCCGCCGCAGACGCCGACUCCGAGGAGUCGCAGCAGAAGCUCGAGGACGACUUCGACGCGUUUACCGUCUCCAAGGCGCAGGACCUGGCGCAGCCUCUCGUGGACGGGCAGUUCCCGUUCAAGAUCCACAUCGUGAAGGACCACGACAUGAAGGAGAGGCUCUGCUUGGAGGUGGAGCGCCUAGGGCUUAGCGCGGUGAUCAUGGGGAGCAGGGGCUUCGGGGCGUCGCGCAAGGCCAACAAGGCGAGGCUCGGGAGCGUCAGCGACUACUGCGUCCACCACUGCGUCUGCCCCGUCGUGGUCGUGCGCUUCCCCGAUGACGGGGUUGGGCCCGCGUCCGGGACGGCGGAUGGGAGCUCUGCCGCUGCGGUUGGGAGCAAGAAGACGGACGUUGAGCUGCAUCCGGUGCCGGAGGAGGAGGAUGUCUCCGAAGAGCAUAAAGAUGGUUGAUGGGAAUUCAGGGUUACAGCAAUGGUCCUCUUCAAUCCAGGAAGUAAAAGAAUGUAAUGAUCAGAUGGAGGUGGUGGAUAAACUAGCUGAGGCUUCUGUGGGGGGACUCUGCUGUUUACUUGAAGAAUUGUGCUACUUUUUAGUUUUAUCCUCCAUUUUACCUUGCCAACUCUCGCUCUGUCAUAAAUUCGAUGGUUGAUGAGUAUCUUCUUUGUCUUUUAGUUCGUUGGUGGUGCAUCCAAAGUUCUUAUUGCUUUGCUUUGUCAAUACAUUUUACGAUGUUUGAAAACCUCGCCCCAUUUGCGGGAUACCAUCUGUUUUACCUCUAAAUGUUUCUUCGUUCUUGCUUUAUGGACAUGAACUUGAAGUGGCAAGUGAAGAACUUGUGUUUUAUUCUCGGCCUUUA